AUGUUCGGCUCACUCACACCUCUGAUCCUUGGGAUCAGUGGCUUGAAGUCUAGCACAGGUAUCGUCUUCCACCAAGCUUCAAAACAUGCAGCAUACUCUCCAUCGCUCACUGUUCUGCUGUGCGAAAGCAUCAAGAUCGUAGCCUCCUUCCUUCUCCUCGCACGUGCACUACACCGACAAAGAAGCCAGCUUGAGCCUGCAGGCACAAGCUUUCCGGUCAGCUCCAACGGCUAUACUCGCUUGCAAGCCGAAGAUUUCGAAGUGCAAGAUUCUGAGCAUGACGACAACUUCGUCAACGCCAACAACACCAACAAGGAGGCCUCCCCCUCGACGCUUGAGAGCGGACGGAACGGCGAUUUCACGGCCAAACAGACGCUCUUACAGCACGUAUGCUCCCAAAUUUUCCAGAUUCAAGGGCUUCGGUUGAUGGUACCAGCUGUCAUCUAUGUGGUGCAGAACAACCUCUACCUGUAUGCUGCCUCUGAACUCGACCCUGCUUUCUUCCAGGCUCUCUGGCAGAUGCGUAUCCUGAUGAGUGCCACUCUUAGCUGGUUGGUGCUCAAGAAACGCAUCCUUCCGAUUCAGUGGCUCUGCAUCCUCGGCAUCUUUGCCGGUGUGAUGCUCGUCAAAACUGCCACCACAACAGCGCGUGCUGUUGCAAGCAGCGCCAGCAUCACAUCUUCCGGAUCAGGCAAGACGCUCACUGCAUCGUUCGCUCUGUGUGCAGCCGCAGCACUGAGCUCCACUGCAGGCGUGAUACUAGAGUUCAUCUUUCGCGAUCGCAGCGUCAACCUGUGGGCAUCCAACGUUCAGCUCUCGUGCUUCUCCAUCCUACCAGCGGCAUGCAUUGUCUUGUUCCGCGAUGUCUCGCACCUGGGUCCGGUGCUGCACGAUCUUCAUGCUAGUCCUUGGCCGAUGGGAGUCGUCUUUUGCCAGUCGUUUAACGGCAUGAUGAUUGCGAUUCUGCUCAAGAAAGCCGGUGUGAUUAUCAAUGAUUUCACUUCGGCCGUCUCGAUCAUCCUAACUUUUGCACUCAACGAGUUGCUGUUUCCAGCAUCAAGCAAGAUCGACGGUAUACCCGAUGUUCUUCUUGUGUUUGCAGGUAGCUGCGUUAUUCUCGCUUGCAGUACCGUGUACCACAGGUAUCUACCGAAAGAGCCAAAACCCGACAAUGUGCCCGUAAUGCCAAGUGUCAGUCGCGCCGAUGACCCGGCGCUCCAUAUCGAAUUUGAUGCAGCCAACAACUCUUCCACGCCAUUCGGACCAGCUUCGCCAUUUUCAUCUCCUGCUUCGUCCUCAAUAGCAACCCCAACGCCAAAGUCACCGAUGGGAUACUAUUACAAUAUCAGCACCAACGACUUGGAGAAGGAGACCAAGCCGGUCGGCGAGCACGUGGAUCUUCUCGAGCUGCAAGAUCUUCGCCCUCGAAAGAUUUCUUGA
Messenger RNA from Mycosarcoma maydis (corn smut), 1440 nucleotides. RefSeq lists its product as uncharacterized. Gene Ontology annotation, molecular function: UDP-galactose transmembrane transporter activity. The transcript has a single exon. Gene Ontology annotation, biological process: pyrimidine nucleotide-sugar transmembrane transport. Gene Ontology annotation, cellular component: Golgi membrane. NCBI's taxonomy places the organism in Eukaryota, Fungi, Basidiomycota, Ustilaginomycetes, Ustilaginales. The record is from RefSeq and is a predicted model, not a curated record. The coding region runs from base 1 to 1440 and encodes 479 amino acids.